Exaiptasia diaphana is the source of this 7911-nucleotide messenger RNA. Its product is annotated as putative leucine-rich repeat-containing protein DDB_G0290503. The coding region runs from base 419 to 7303 and encodes 2294 amino acids. NCBI's taxonomy places the organism in Eukaryota, Metazoa, Cnidaria, Anthozoa, Actiniaria, Aiptasiidae. The record is from RefSeq and is a predicted model, not a curated record. The transcript is spliced from 2 exons.
UAUUUUGCGGACAAAUUAUUCGCAAGGCCAUGUGUUAUCGCGGCUAUUCACUCAAGUCACACAAAACGACUCUUCUUCGUUAAACCGAGCUCUAUAUCAUUGUAUGGUGACUUCGACUUGGAAAUAUUGAUACUUUUGAAAGAAAAGUGGGCCAUUUACGUCUUGCAGUUCUUUGGUUGGCUGUUUACUGGGCAUUUAUUUGGAUUCACGCAGAACACAGACUUACUCAAUAAGACUCUCUUUACGCCUUCGUAUAUAUGAUAUAUAAGAAUUCAAGACCRCAAAAAUAACCUUCACAAAGAGAAAGGAUCCUACAAUAAAAAAACAAAAGUGAUGGAUCUAUUGCGAAAUAAAGGAGCAAGAAUUAACCAUUAAUGUUAGAAUCGAAUUAGCUUUCAAUUCAAAAUACGKCUUUGCGAUGUCGAGACCCAGCAGCGUAACAGAACGAGAACUUAUUCAAGAACAGUUAAUACAGGCCAAAAAGACACUAGCUAGGCUUAGGCAAAUAAGUGAUUCUCCUGUCAAUGGAGAGCCAAACAACGACUGGAGAGAUGGUAUUAAUGGCGAAACACGUAGCAGUUCGCGUGSGGAAGGAAGGAGGUCUACAGACAGUUACCAACGUUUCUCAACAGCCGCUAGAGAUAAUCUAGUACAUGCCUUGGGCUACCAAGUAUCUAAACUUGAAGACGAUUUAAAGUCUUCGCUGCUCUCUUACUUCGAGCAAGUCGAGAGACAAAAAGAAGAUUUAAUCAACAGCUUUAAUGUAAUGCAAAAACAGUUGCUAAAUCAUCAACAAACAUGUCAGGACCAAACGCUUGAAGCUGCACAAAAAGAUGCCAUCAUUCGAGAUUUAAAGGAAGAAAAACAACAAUUAGAAACCGAAGUGGAACGACUAUCAUCGGAGCGGAAUCUUUUCGACGGUCUCGACGUGUCUUUGGACUCGUUAAAUUCAGAGAGUCUAAGUUGCACGCCAAGUAAUUCGGGAUAYGCAAGUGAUAAAUCUGAGCUGAGCGAAAGACUUAUGCAAGAAAAUGCCAAACUUCGAGAACUGUUAGGCAAUCACGAUGAUACAAAUCGCUCAAGACUGGAAAGAAAGGUCGAUCUACAGAACAAAUUAUGCCAYAGCUAUGACAAAGACCUCGCAUCUAAAGAUCUUCUUAUUAAAAGAUUAAAAGCAGAGAAUAAAGGAUUGCAAUACGAUGUACAAUGCAUGCAGGAUGAAGUCCUCCGCGUGAACGSUAGUCGCUUGAACGCAGAGCAAGAUAAAACAAAGCUGCAACAGGAAAACCAAUUUAAAGAGAAACAACUUCUUGCUUUGAAGGAGCAAUUGUCCGAUGCACUGGAUGACAGAGAAGAAAUCCAAAGAUACCAGCGUCCGCCRAGCUCAAGCAAUGGAGACGUACAUUUUGGAAGUGUUGAUGGAGAUUUAAUAGAACUCAAAAACAGAUGUGACAAUUACAAGAAGAAAUUACACGAGAAAGAAAAAUCAAUUAUUGAUAUGAAGAGGGAUCAGCAAGAUAUGCAGAGAGGGUUAGAUUCUWUUAAAAGAGAACUUGCGGAAGCUAAACAUGAAACACAACGCAUGAAAAAAGAGAACGAAAGACUUCAAAGAGAAAAUGCCGAUAAUGAURUACAAAGACUUUCCACGGAAAGCUCAACAAAGGCCAGUAAUUCCAGGAUUAAUCAAUUAAAAGAUAAACUUUCAAAUGCAGAGUUCGAGAUAAAAGAACUGAAGCGCAAAUGUGAAGAAGCUGARGAACGAGAGGCUGCUCUCAGCCAAGAAGUGCURUCAAAUCUCGAAAAAUACACACAAACRGAACAAGAACUUUACUCAACUAAGAAAGAACUCGCCCACCUUCGCGGAUACACYGAAUCGAAUGAUAGACACAARGAUGAAAUGCAGAGAGAGCUGYUCUCUUCAAGAGAAAAUACAGCUCGCUUAGAGAAGCAACUUCGAGCUAAAAACUAUCUURAYAGCAACAACGAGAAAUUAGAWGAGUUAGAAAGCGAGAACAGGCAACUUAAAGAAGACAUUGCGCAGUUAGAUGAUGCAUUAAACAUGAGUAAAUCUGAGAUUAAUCAACUUGAGAGUGACAUGGAAAGUUUGCGAGAACAAUGCUCUAUUCAAAAUGUACGUUUAGACGGCCAGGAAACAAUGAUCACRAGAAAAGACGAGAGAAUUAARGAGCUCCAGGACGAGCUUGUAGAGCUGCACAAUCAAAAUGACGCWCUUAUGGACGAACUUCUUCAGAAUAAUCGCCAUUAUGAAAAUUUGAAGAUGAGCAAACGCUUAGCAGACCAAGAAGCGGAAUUGCUUAAGACUGGAAAGGURCCAAUUAGAGGAUCGCACUCACACAGAGAUKCUGCGAUGACUCCAGACAGCGGUUACUCUGAAAAUCAUCGUUUUAAUAGGCCCAGUAACAACUUUGAAAACUUACCGCAAAAGAAUCAGGGUAAAACUGCCGGAGAAGCGGAAACAGAWGAUAAUUUGCAAAACGAACUGUAUAACUUGCGCAAAGACAAUGCCCAAUUGAAACAGCAGAAUGUAACGCUAACAGCAUCAUUAAAUGAGAWGCAGAAGGCUCUGCAAGAGUUGAAAGAUCAAGCGCCGCAAGAUAACGACAAAGAAAAAAUCAYGCUGAAGGAAUUUAAGGACAAAGAGAAUGACUUGUAUAUGAAAAUAGAAGGCUUGAAGAAGCAGCUGUUUGAAGUCGGCGACGAAAAUACAGAACUGAGAAAUAAAACUCAGGAGCUAGAGGAAGCACUGCAACAAAAAGACAAUGAACAAAAAGCUGSUGUUGUAUCUUCACRACCUUUGACUUUCAACKAUCAACUUGAAGCUCUCGAGUCAGCUCCCGAGAUGGAUCUGUUUGGGGAAUUUGAUGCAGAAAAUAACACUCMSGCCGAYCCAAAAGUUAACUUACUUAACUUCGRAGGUUCAACACCUGRUCAYCAACAASCUGUAGUUAAAAUUMCUGCAAAUAAACAACMUGAAACGGAGGGUCAGCUCAUUGAUUUUGGUGAAACACUUUUGGAAAGUACAGAAUCUGAUAUGCAAUACACGCCAAGCAAUACUGGYGAUGACAAGGACGAGGAACUAGAAUUUACGAAAAAAGAAAUCGAAACUUACGAGGCACAGAUUCAAGAAAUUUGUGCAGAAAAACAAGAAAUGGAAGCUGARAUWAAAGAACUGCGUGAUAUGCUUAACCAGGCUAAACAUGAAAGCCAAGUCGCAAAACAGGAUAAAGAUGGAAUGGAAAUGCAGCUUGGUGAAGCAACCAAAUCCAAAGAUGACAGACUUGCUAAUGUGGAAAAGGAGCUGAACUCUUCGAAACGAAAGUGCCAAGAGUUGAACACUCAACUGGAUGAGAUGAAGAGAAUACUAGAUGACAAAGAUAAAGCAUUAGGUACAUUGCAAAYCAGGUUGGAAAACCAAGCUGAAGAGUACAAAAACAAAUACAAAGAAAUGCAAGACAUGACAGAGAGGGCAAAAGAAGAUGUACACGAUUUUGAAGUUACAAAGGCAAAACUUAUCGACUUAGAGCAUGAAAUUGAAGAAUCGCAGGGUGAAAAAAUGGAUUCYAUCAAUAAAUUUAGAGAGCUUCAAAGGGAAAAGCGAAACUUAGAAGAAGACAUAGAUCUGCUUCAAAAAGAGAAAAAUAAAAUGGAAAAGAAAGCGAAAGAGUUUGAGCGGGAGAAAGAGGAGAUUGCUGAAGAAUAUGAAGAGGCUAAAAGGAACAUCAAAGAUUUGAAGAUUGAACAACGAAAGCUACAAGAGGAAAAGGACGAUCUGGACUAYGAUCUGAAUGAGCUUUUGAAGCAGAAAAAUCGAGAAAUUAAAAARCUGAUUGAAGAUCUUGAGAUUUCUGAAAAYAAUUACGAAGAAUUAAAGACCACUUCGGAUAGUUCUGCUGUUGUAAGUUCCGAUUUGAAGAACGACUUAGYCAAAGYCAGGAAAGAAUGUACAGACUUAGCAAAUAAAAACGAGAAACUUUACGAAAUGAAGAAAGAGUUGGUGAAAGACCUUGAGAGUAAAGAAAAACUUAUUGAUAGUUUAAAGAAUAAAGAGGAAGACUUGAAAAACGGCAUUAAUAGCAGAGAGAAAGCAAUCGAGAAAUUGCGUGAAAAGACWGAAAAUUUGCAGAAGGAAAAUAUAGCUUUACAAGAAGAGAAAGACGAGCUKAAAAAGACAAUAGAUACRACGAACGACGAGCAAAAAGCARCCGGUACAUACGCUGAAAAGCUAAAGGAUGAUCUAGAAAAGGCGCAGAGCCAACUUCAAGAGAGCCAGGAAAAGCUUUCACAUCUAGAGGACACCAYUGUUAAAAGCGAAGCUGAAAAYGACGUUCUAAAAGAUAAGUUGUCAAAGAUAGAGAAAAGRUUUACAGACUUACAGAAACGUGACGAUAUGGCACAGACAGGGCUCAUUGAAGCUGAAAAGAGAGCUAAAGCGGCCGAGAAAAAAGUGAAAGAGCUGACAGUUUCAUUGAACAAAAGCAAUGACGAUCUUAAUUAUGUGCAAAACAAACUCRCAAAAGCUGAAAACAAGAUUGCUUCUUUGGAGGAARCACARUCUGAAAGUGAAGAACAGCAAAAAAURUUGCAAAGGAAAUUACAGGACGCAACCAAUGAACUGAAUGAUUUAUCGCUUCAAACCAAGGAUCAAGAAGACAGACAGAAAAAUGUUGAUAAAAGGAUAACAGACCUUCGACUUUAUAAUGAAGAGAUAGAAGCAGAACGAGACGACUUGGAGUUCACCGUCAAAGAGCUUAARAAGAAACAGGAAAAACAAAAAAAGAAAGUGCAAGCGUUGGAAGACGAAUUAUUGGAGAARGAGAAAGAGAAAGAUGCUGUGCAGCAAGAGCUGGAUCUYUUAAAGAGGAAUGCGUCCGACAACGAAAGCGAACAGAAUGCGUUCUUAACUGAAAAAGAAAAGCUCAAGAAGGAGAUGCUACAAGCUUCAAAGAAKGUCAUGGAUCUGGAGGCAGAAAACGACGCRCAAAAGGAAAACAUCGAGGAGCUCGAAAAGCUGUUGGACCAAAAGCGAGCAACUGUGCUGGAUUUGGAAGACAAUAUAAAGGAAACUUCAGAAACAGUUGUGACUCUUCAAGUGCAACAUGACGAGGAUAAACGUCUSAUAACAACACUACAAGAGGACAACGCUAACUUGGAAAAAAUGUUAGAAAAACAAAGACAGCUUAGUGAAGGCUACAAGGGUAGCUUAGCUCAAAAGGAUGCCGAGAUCUCAAAGCUGGCAUUUAGCCGGGAUGAUGCUGAGGACGCCCUGCAGCUGCUGAAGAAAGAUUUGGCGAGAAGAGAGGGAGUCAACAAAGCUAAUCAACAAGAACUGGAUGAGGUAGAAAAGCAAUUGUCAGACAGUAACAAAAGGCUCCAAGAAACAAAGGCUGCGAACGARCAACUUUCACAAGAAAACGAAAAACUUCAAAGAGAACUCGACAACGCAAAAAAGAGGCUGAUUGAGGUAGACAGCGGUAUACAACCUGAGAGUUUUGUCAGCGUUUUAGAGUUGGAGCCAUUGAGCUCAAGAAAAAGCAGCUCGUCAUCUGUUUUAAGCCUUAAUGUAGCAGAUAAUCGAAUAAAAACGCUCGACGAAAAACUAAGUAAAGCACAAAACAAAGUAACGGAUUUAGAAAAUGAGUUAUCCAAAGAAAUACGAAARCACGAAAUAGACUGCAUCAAAACAAGACCUUCUCUCYCAUACUCGUAUGGAAAAAGAUCGGGAUUUUACGACGUCAGUGGUGCAUCAUUUAAUACUAAAUAUGGACAAAAAAAGUCAGAAUCAAGUGACUCUGAAAUGAGUAGCAACACUGACGACAAAUCCCAUGAUUCACACAAAACGAAGAAGUCAAUGGACUCAAAUAGCCGAGAGAAUCUGGACAGAGAGGAUAAGGAAUCCAAAGGUAACCCAAAGAGCACAAUUGCAUCCAGUUCAACACUGUCACAGAGUCCAGCCAUUUCAGUCACUUCCUAUGAUUUACUAGAAAAACAGGAAAUUCAAAAAGACAAACAGAGCAAUACGUUUGAUUCUUUACAGAUACAGCUUAACGAUCCCGACGAUAGCUUCUCGGAGGCGUCCAGCAGAGAUGACGACGAGGUUUUUGAAUACAGCGUGGGCAACCUCAAUGAUCUGUUAUCUGAAAUGAAUGAAGCUGAGAAGCAGGAUCCAAUCUUACAAAAGUAUCUCAACCUURAUCCUGAAGGAACGAGCUCACCACGUGAUGAUGACACGUUCGAUUCCAUCGAACCGACGUACCUCCAAAGGCGRCAGCGAAUGUCCGUGGAACCGUUUGAUACAUCAGCAUCUGAUAUCACCACGGUAACUGAAAUUCAAGAGCCAGUUCAAAAUAAAAUCCAGGCUUUAGUUAACCUCGAACCACAAACGCCUUCAAAGCUGAUGUCACAUCCGGAAGAACCGAACAUAUACGAAAAUGACCAACCCAGUGACGUCAUAGAUCCAUUCUCGACCCCAUUUGAUAUACCGAACUGGGAGGAUGAAUUCAGCUCGAGCUUUGACUCAACGAAGGAUUUAUUAGAAAUUGRUGACACCAACCAGUCAAUCAGCCYACUUUUAAUAUCUAUCAAUGACAAAGAACAAACAGCCAAUAAAAACAGCGUAACAGAAAAUAGAAAUCUCCCAUACCAAAGAGAGCGUGACAGCGACAGARGUAACACAAGAAGACAUAAAAUAGAUGAUAACGCAACUGAGCGUGAGAUUAAGGAAAAUAACGCACGAGGGGAUGGCAAAGAUGCUGCUUCCUUCAAAGACAUUGCUAACCCUAAAGAUACUAUUGACGGAAAACCACAUCCAAAACCACUCCCUCGCAAAGACAUGAAUCGUGAGAAGCCAGUCAGCGACCGAGYGGAAAAUCAGCCGCCAGAGGAGGAGACAAUAGUGUUUCGAAAACCAAGUGAAAUCAUCAAACAACUUGAAGGGGCUUCGUUUACUCACGGGAAACCAGGCAUGAAGCCACCACGCCCAAUAAAGAGGGACGGUCCUAAUUUAAUAGACGACAGCAUCGUUAGUAUCGACAUGCCACAGCCGAAGCAACGAGGUGUUCCCUCUCAACAACACGACGAGGCUAAACCUGUCCCAAAGAAGAGACUAGUGGAUAUCGAGCCCACAGAUGCAACAACAGAUGAAUCUUCGCCUUUACCAAAACAGAUACUUAUGGAUUUGGAGACGACGGACGAAACUGGGGCAAGCGACGAAGACAGAAUGACUGCGAUAGGAAGACAAAGAGUUUUGAAUCUUAUUGCAGCUUUUGAAGGCAAAGAAGUCUAAUUGCUGCUUUAUAAUAGCAAAUUAUGCAUAAAUUAUUAUAUAGAAAUGUAUAGAAUAUUUAGGGAAAAACCUGAAGACUUUUUUUCCAUCACUCGGAGGAGAAGCUGUGCACGCCGGUAUAUUUGUCCUAGGUACACGAGAAAGUAUAAUUUCUAGAAAAUGCUGCUUGCCAACAAGAAAGAUGUAUUUAAAAUAUUCGAAUACUGAUAUAUCAAAUGUGAACAAGUUAAGUUAUAAGUCGUAUCUUCAAAUGCCUAUACACAUUAAUGCGACCGGUUGUAUCAGCGUCGGACAGUUAUCCUCUCCAUAGACUUUGUAUGGAAUUGAUCGAUGGAUAAGCGGUGUUCAACCUCGCAGUAAGUCAUGAAGACAUCAUUGACUUUUCAGUCGCGACAGAUCAUAUGAUAUUUCAUUCAAUUUUGAGUUAAGUUUAAUUGAUAGAUUAAGAGCAUGCUCAMAAGAAAAACGUGGACAAAUGACCACGGAAAACUUCAUAUAGCUGAAGAACAAAAUAAUUAAUAGCCGUKAUAGAAAUACGCGUGUAUUUUGUUAGAAGCUUUCGCUUUUAUUUAAUUCCCGCUGGGACCCAUUUUACUUCACUCCCUACU